CAGAUUGCGGGGGAAACGAUUAAAAAACAUCGCAAACCAACCCAAACCAAACCAAACCCGCUGCGCCCGGCAUCGUGGUGGAGCAGAGGCAAGCGCUGUGUCGAAAAGCAGCCACCACCACCACCGCCGCGCCGAAGCGGAACUAGGCGGAGGAGAAACCAAAGCAAAGCGAAAAAAAAAAAGAAACUCAACGAAAAAAAAGGAAGGGAAAAAAAGAGAGGAAAAAACAAGGGGAGGAAAAGGAAGAGGGGGAAGGGAGACGCCACUGCCAAACCCUAGCCGAGCACCCCCUCCCCUCCUCCUCCCCCAUCGGAGCCUCCUCGCCUCGCCCUCGCCCACCAAGCCCCCGCGCGCGCGCACGUGCAUCCGGCGAUGCGGAAGUCGAAGCAGCCGCAGCCGCAGCCGUCGCCGGAGAUCCGGUACCGGGGCGUGCGGAAGCGGCCGUCGGGGAGGUACGCCGCCGAGAUCCGGGACCCGGCGAAGAAGACCCCGAUCUGGCUGGGUACCUUCGACUCCGCCGAGGUGGCGGCCCGCGCCUACGACGACGCCGCCCGAUCUCUCCGCGGGCCCACCGCGCGGACCAACUUCCCCUUGGCCGCGCCGUCCGCGCCCCCGCCCCGGCCGCCGGCGGCGGCGGCGGCGGCCGCCACGUCCAGCCACAGCAGCACCGUUGAGUCAUGGAGCGGCGGCGCCCCACGCGCCGCCGCAUCCGCCUUAGCCCGCUCCGCCGCCCCCAUGGAGGCGACCCAGGAGGAGGAUUGCCACAGCUACUGCGGCUCCUCUUCGUCCGUCCUCUGCGAGGACGGCAGCGACGACGCGGCCGCCUCUCGCACUCCGCUGCCGUUCGAUCUGAACAUGCCACCUCCGGAGGAGGAGCUAGACAUGGCCGCCGUGGCCGAUCAGAUGGGUAUCCGCUACGACACGCUGCUCCGCCUCUAGCUCGCUAGAACACCAAUGAUUUGGAGUGGGGGGCGAGCUAGAAAAGAUCGAGACAAGCUCUGCUGCUCCGCUCUGCUCCGAUCUCUUCUUCGGCUGAUCCGAUGGUGUUCUCAAACUAGAAAUGGAUAAUUCUUGCCUCCUUUUUCUCUCUUUUUCUCCUUUUUUUUCUUAUUUUCUUACCACGUUGAUGAUUCGAUAUGUGAAUAAUUCUGUGAUGUAAGCUGCGAGCAAGGAAAUCUGAGCUUUUCCUUAUCUUUCGCUGUGGUAUUCCGAGUGAUAUCGCUGUUGUUGUUUCAUUAAUUGGAAAGGUAAUGGAAGAAUGAAGAGGAAUUAUUUAUACACGGUGCAGUUGCUGCUUGCUACUGCUUGAUAUAAGUUCGUGUUGCUCAGAUGAGCACAAUAUACAUAGCAUAAUCUAUGAAUCAAAGUUGUCAAAAUCACAUACAUCUCUUCAUUGCAAUUUCAAGUUUUUCUUAUGAGUAACAUCAUCUGAAAGUUCUAAUCCAAAUGUUGAAUUUUGCAGUGUUUCUCCUUCCUGCUGAUGCUGAUGCCAUCUAUUUUCUUGAUUUCCUAUUUCUCCCAAGGAUUGACCUGAUUGACAUUGCUUCAUUGUUCAUGUUUUGUAGCCUUGAAGCAAUUUCCACUGAAUUGUCGGGAUAGGAAUGUCGUGUUUGUCUGGGUGUCUUAUUGUGAGAAAUUACAGGCGUGUGUGCUCACAACUGUGCUUGCCUAGCUUUUGCCAUCUAUGCAAAUAUACAAGGGAUCCCAAUAUGCCAGCAUUAUGUUCUCUUUUCUUGUGUGUGUCUUUUGGCCACUGUGAAGCUGGAAACAAGAGGUUGAUGCGAACUGGAAGAAGUUAUUUUGGUGAUUCUGGAGUAGGAAACAAAGAGGCUGAAGUGAACUAGAUGAGUUCGUUUUGUUUCAUGUUAAUUACACUUGACAGCAAGGGGGUGGAGUGAGUUAAGGUCCUAAGGAUGUUCUAAUUGUCUGUUAAAACUUCUUGGUGCUGUGUAAGUUUGGAUGCAUUUGCCCCUUCGUUCUAAAGCACAAACCCUGAAUCUGGAUAAGCAUGGUGAUUGGUGUCAAGGCCUUGCUUGGAGCAAUAACCAAUAGGUAUGCAUGCUUGCACGAAUUUUAUAUGAACUUCAAUUGAUCAGGAUUCAGGAACAUGGACUUUGACCUUACUGGGAAGCAACUUCUUGUGUUCAAAUUCUGGUCCUAGAAACAGGCAGAAUUAGCGGGAAGUGAAUAUCUAGCAUGGUUGGUGUUGCAGCUUUUUUAGUUGUGGUCUUGUAGAUACACUGGGGUUGGGUUUCUAUUACUUUGAGUUGUAAGUGCCUGACAAGAAUCCUCUACUGAAGGAUUCUACUACUACUUGGAGUUGUAAGUGCCUGACAGGAAUCCUCUACUGAAUCUAUUGUUGUCAAAAGUUGCAGAACUUUUGAUCUCACUUGGGGAAGAUACCUUCUGUAAA
Molecule: messenger RNA, 2413 nt
Organism: Oryza sativa Japonica Group (Japanese rice)
Lineage: Eukaryota; Viridiplantae; Streptophyta; Magnoliopsida; Poales; Poaceae
Product: ethylene-responsive transcription factor 3
Biological process (GO): regulation of DNA-templated transcription
Molecular function (GO): DNA binding; DNA-binding transcription factor activity
Source: RefSeq, a predicted model, not a curated record